Messenger RNA from Cuscuta epithymum, 2116 nucleotides. NCBI's taxonomy places the organism in Eukaryota, Viridiplantae, Streptophyta, Magnoliopsida, Solanales, Convolvulaceae. The record is from the annotation of a GenBank genome assembly.
UUGGCCCUCUCACGACUAAAUCCUGGCUCCUCCCACUGUCUAUACGAAAAGGAAAUUUAUAAAAAAAAAUCUCGUAAUAGAGCCGGAAAUUGAAUACAUAAAUAUGAAAAAUACAAACAAAAAGUUGAAAUAGAAUUAAAAAGUGUGUAGAGAUAAAAUACAGAAUGAAAACUACCAAGAAGAAAAAUAAUAAUAAAUGAAAAUGAGAUUUUUUUGAGAAGAUUGUAGAUGGUGGAAUUAUUGGUGUAAUCAUUUCAAAGGAAAACACAUAAAACUAACAGAUCAUUAAAGGCGGACCAAUGAAAGAAUAUGGGUGCAAAGAUGAAAAAAAGCCAUGCGACAAAUGUGAAAUUAAUGUUGUUCAUCUAUUUCCAUUUUUUUUAUCAUUGCUCUCAAUUGGAAAAUCCUUAUUUUUAUCAUUAUUCCUUCUUUUCGAAUGAGUUUGAAAUUGUAUUUCAUAUUGAAGAGAAGAAAAAGGAAUUCCAAACAUUUCAGAGAUAGAGCCUCCGGUAAAUGUUGCACAUCUCUCUAGUCCUUCGGUAACAUUCUGUUGUUUGAAUUUGAACGGGCAAUUUGAAAAUUUAUUACCCUAUUUUAGCUUUAUAAAUCAUAAUAUUUGAACUUAAAUUUGUUUUCGCAUAAACCCAUACUAUUCCGUCCAAAGGCUUGCAAACUUGGGGCUUUCGUUCCUAUGAUUGGAGAUUAACGUUGAGAAACUAGAAAGCUCUACUAUCCAGUUAUGGCGAAUGUAAAGCCUAAAAACUUCAUUGUUUCAAGGUCGAAUUCCCGUCUUCAUAAUAUCAACAGUAAUGGGGUGAAAUCCAAAAGUAGGAUCGCAUUAUCCGUAAAGAAAGGAUCUGAACCAGUCAACCACUGGGAUUUUCUGGAUGAGAUUGAGGCUCCCAUGUGGGUGGAUCUUGCUGUAGAGUCCAAGUCAGCGUAUACAGAUGUGGGUGAUGAUUGGUUCAACACCAGCCAUGUGUUCCAUCAAUCUUCUGCCCGUGAAAUGAUAGCUGCAUUUUCAUGCAUCGGAGAGGUACGUACAGGUAUGCAGCAACAAUCUUCCCCAAAGCUCCCACCAUCAGUGUCAAGAUCAAGAGGUAAAGAUUACAGAAACAGGGAAUGGGUGCAAGGAAAUCAAAAGUUAACCAUGGGUAAUAAACAUCCUAUCGUGAGCUUAAACAGUAAUUCUAGCAGCACUAGUGAUAUCUUGUUAGCUCUGAGGAUGAAACGUUGUGCCACACGACCGGCAGUGAGAGUAAUGGGUAAUAGUCACACCGACUCAGCUCAGAAGUCUUCCUCAAGCAAAUCAAGCGUAGGAUCGUCAUACCCUCAAAUGGAGGAUGGAAACAUAAGCCAAACUAAAGACAUAACCCCAGAGAGUAGACAUGUCUUUAGAGUGUCAAAGGUUCAUUAUCAUGCUCGUGCAACACAACGAAAAGCUCUUCUUCCCAAAAGAGGGAGCAUAGUUGUGGUUCCAAAUGUGGUUUCAAAGGCUAAUGAGAGCAAAGGAAGCACAUUCAAAAGAACUGUGGCCAGAGGUAAGGAGAAUGCACCAUGGGCAAUGUCUAUGAGUCAGAAUAAAAGCAGCAGAGAGAGGACAGGGGCUAUAAUUAGAGUUCAGGCUCCCAAAGUUUUAAAGGAAAGAGUCAUUGGAACUAAUGCUAGAUCAACACUGACAGCAGUUAGAGGGCAGGCUCCCAAAGUUUCAAAGGAAAGGGUCCCAGGAGCUAUUGCUAGAACAACACUGACAGGCUCAAAGGUAGCACUAGAAAGUAGAAGGGAAGUGAAGAAUCUCCCGAUUAUUGGUCGGAAGGUUUUCCUGAGAUGAUUUGGUGAUUGUUUCCUGCAAUCCAAAAGAGUGAAUAUAAACGCAAAAGACACGAUUCCUAAGUUUCUUUUGCAUUUGUUACCAUAACCAUUGUCCCAUUUUGUUUGCUUCAGGGCAGUGGCCUUGGCAUACCUUUAACAUUAUAAGGGAAUCAUCAUUUCACUCUUAUGUGAAUACGAUGUUGGUAAGAGCAUAUAUAUUGUCAUGUAUGAAUAUCUGAGCCCCCUUUAACUACUUUGUCUUGGAGUUUUUUGUUCAACUAUCACAUUACUCAUUUACUCCGAA